UUGCAAUACUAAUGUCACUGUUUAUAUUGUUUUCUAAUUUAAAUGUAUAAAAAAAUUAAUUUUUCUAAAUAUAUUUUUUUAUAUUAAAUUUAUUCAGAAUUUCAUUUUUAACUUGUGGAAUUCAGCUUGGAAAUAAAUACUGAGUCACCUUGUUAGAACUAAUUUUAUAACUUGACUUGCACUGUCACCAAGAAAUUUAUUUUUUUGAAAACUACUUGGAAUAAUUAUGAAAAGAAUGAUAACAAUCAUUGAAUAAUUUAUAACAUAUAGCAUUAUAAGCUGAUAAUAAAAUAAAAUCUAUUUAUUAGGAGAUAAUGGAUAUUAAUUUUUCAUGAUGAAUGACAAUAGCAUUCCAAUUGUAGAGCCAACUAUUGAUUAUACAAAGGUUCCACCAAUUCAUCCAAAAAGGACUGUUUCAUUUAUAAAUCAUUUCAUAGUAACUACAGUGUCUUUUUUAAAUAAAUUUGCCUUAAACUGUGAAGAACGACUUUAUGAAUUUGAAAAUAAAUUACAAAAAUUAGAGGCAGCUAUAAUAAUACUUGAAUCUAGGCUUGCAUCGGUACCAGGAUUAGAUAAUAAAUCACCAGAUACAAAAGACUGCAAUCUAGAAGAGCAGGAGACUGUCAAUACAGAAAGUAAUGAGAAGGUAGACACAAUGAAAACUCCAGAAGUAAUAAAUAAUGUUGAUGAAAUUGAUAAAAAUGAUGAAGAGAAAAAUCCAACUCAAGCAUCCAAUGUUGAACCAAUUUCAUCACAUCCUCUUUAUCGUAAAUAUUUUAAGAUGGUUAAUGUAGGCGUACCAAAACCAGCUGUAAAAAUAAAAAUGGCUCAGGAGGGGCUCGAUCCAUCACUUUUAGAUGAUCCAGACCAAUUGGUACCUAAAGACGAAUCCCCAACGGCAGACGGAUAAUUUGUCGUCAGAACGACUGAUGAAUAAUAAAAUCCAUGUAUUUUUAUACAAUGCUCUAUACUAAUGUUAAUGUUAAUUGAAUGUAAAUAAUAUAACAAAAAACAAAUAAAAUAAGUAAAUUAA
This is a messenger RNA of Chelonus insularis, 1033 nucleotides long. RefSeq names its product Coiled-coil domain containing 53 (gene CCDC53). The transcript has 4 exons. Gene Ontology annotation, biological process: actin filament polymerization; exocytosis. The coding region runs from base 332 to 910 and encodes 192 amino acids. Lineage: Eukaryota; Metazoa; Arthropoda; Insecta; Hymenoptera; Braconidae. The record is from RefSeq and is a predicted model, not a curated record. Gene Ontology annotation, cellular component: WASH complex.